Bactrocera latifrons is the source of this 519-nucleotide messenger RNA. RefSeq names its product lipopolysaccharide-induced tumor necrosis factor-alpha factor homolog. Gene Ontology annotation, molecular function: zinc ion binding. Bases 174 to 407 code for a protein of 77 amino acids. The transcript has 3 exons. The record is from RefSeq and is a predicted model, not a curated record. Lineage: Eukaryota; Metazoa; Arthropoda; Insecta; Diptera; Tephritidae.
UUAAAUAACAAAGAACAUUCGCCAUUAAAUUUGAAGUUACUGUGUUUUUGUUUGAAAAAAUAGGGAAUCCCGGAUAAUCGCUUUGAAGGUAUUCUUCACACAAUGACAUACGGUCAAAUUCGGUCAUAUUUAAAAACCGUUCCACUUGUUGUUUCACCGUAUCAUUUUGAGUAAUGUUACCACCACUUGGCCCAAUACCCUGCAAUUUGAGCUGCCCGAAUUGCUCCAAGCAAGUGACAUCGCGUAUGGAAUACAGAUCUUCGACAAAAUCGCAUAUUAUUGCUUUACUACUGGCUGGAAUGCUCUGCCUACCUUGCGCCUGCGCUGUGUACUGCACGGAUUGCGCACGAAAUGUGGAGCACUACUGCCCAUCUUGUAAUGCUUUUUUGGGUGUAUAUGACCGCUGAGUAGAUUUUGAUAAAAUGCUGAAGUGAAUUUUACCUAAGAAGGAUAUUAAACAAAAUUGGAAAUUUGAACCCGAAAUAUUUUUUCCCAAUAAAAAAGACACAAAUUUUUGAA